This is a messenger RNA of Canariomyces notabilis, 403 nucleotides long. RefSeq lists its product as uncharacterized. Bases 98 to 322 code for a protein of 74 amino acids. The transcript has a single exon. NCBI's taxonomy places the organism in Eukaryota, Fungi, Ascomycota, Sordariomycetes, Sordariales, Chaetomiaceae. The record is from RefSeq and is a predicted model, not a curated record.
UACGCCUGAUUGACUAUUCGACAGACUUUUUUCAAGCUCACUACACCGACUGACACAGGCCCAAACUUUCCACUCGCAAGCUUCACUUCACUCCGGAAUGCUGCCAGACUGCUGCCUACUGACAGACUAUAUGCAGGGAUGGUCAUGUUCAAGGGCGCCGCCGGGUCAGUUCUGUUCUUCGAGAACCAGGCGUUGGUCGCAGGUCAGAUCUCACUCUACGCCGAUCGGUACGCUUCUUCUCCCUUGCUCUUGCUGUCUCUCACCUGAAUGCCCACAAAUGGAGGCAAAUCCAGCCCGGCUUUACUGCAUCGAGCCAGUAUAACCCCCCCCUCACCCCUCGAAGGUUCAGAACACAAUGCCCACGCUCUUCCACUAGACUUCUAGUCAUUCUUACCUCCUCAUG